GGCUAACACAAAUGAUUAUGCUAUUGCAGGUUGAUAUAUAUUUAUUUAAUGGUGAAUUAUAUGAAGGUCAAGUCUUGUUCUAUGACUUUUGUUAUAAUGUAGCAACUAUCAAGAUCAUGUCUAGCAAAUUUUUGUCAACUGCAAGUAUUCGUGAUGUUACUAAUUCUUUAGAAUUAGUUUCGAAGAAGCCUGUACUAAGCCGAUGUCAGCAUUUACCAAAUACUUCUACGCCCUUCAAUCUCAGUCCCGGGAAGCUUGUAAUAGCUUUAGGCCGUGAUUGUGGGGAUCGUUAUGACAUCAUGGCUUCUCCUGGUGUAUUUAGGUACUGGGGAAACAAGACUAUCAAAGGUCAUAAAUUACAGUUCAUCAUACCUGAAUAUAAUAUCAGCACACAGUGCUCAAGAUUGUUGUCACGAUUACGAAGAACUUUUCAUGACGAGCUGUGUGGUUAGUAAGCUUGCUGUUGGGGGACCCCUUGUCAAUUGCGACGGAGAAGUCAUUGGUGUCAACUUCUUCAUCUGCCCAUUUGCUACAUUUGUACCAAUUACUAUAGUUUGGAAAUGUUUGGAGAACUUGAAGAGAAAUGGGCAGGUUCCACAACCUUGGCUUGGGGUGCGAGUUGGAAAUCUUUACACAGCUAACUUAGAUACGUUGGAUGAACUGUAUCAGAAGUUUCCCGAUGUGUCCAGAGGAGUCAUAGUUGAAGAGCUCACUGGAAAGAUUAACAUUCAUGCCCAGAGGAAGCGAACAAAGGUGCACCAUUCGAUUUUCUGGUCAACGGGGAAAUGGCUUACGGCAAAAGCUAUGCUUCAAAAAAGAAAGAGGUCCAAAACAAUGACGAGAACAAGGAAAACUACAUCAAGGGCGAAGAAGAGGAGGCAGUUGGUGCGAAAGUCUUCUGCCAGUGUUGCUGGUCUAUGCAUUGGUGAUGUUAUAAUCAAAUGUGGUGAAACUGAAAUUGGGAGCCAGCUUGAGCUGGUUGAUGCAUUGUGGGACAAAGAAGGGAAAUCAGUGAAGUUGGAAAUUGUAAGACCAAGCGUAGGGCACAAAAAUGUUACCUUGACUGUCGGUACCCGGCCUGAGAUGCCCAGGUGGCUUCUUUAAGUGCAGGAAAAUGGGCCUAUAUUUUUAUGAAAAGCAGCUAAUUUUUGUAGGAUACAACUCGGAGACUCAUUUAACAAGUUUGACAAGCCAAAUAAACUAUGCCUUCAGGAUGGGAAAUUUUGUUUUGGAGUGCCCAAGUACUUACCAUCGCAUGCCCAGUUCAUCAACUUUCGGAUGGAUUAGUGGCAACUAUUUUUUUUUUUUACCAAAAAGCCAACUAAUUUUUUUUGGGUUCAUUGACGGAGGUGGGUUUUGGUCGGG
Messenger RNA from Cuscuta campestris, 1365 nucleotides. The record is from the annotation of a GenBank genome assembly. NCBI's taxonomy places the organism in Eukaryota, Viridiplantae, Streptophyta, Magnoliopsida, Solanales, Convolvulaceae.